GUUCCCGUCCCAGUGGGCUCCGUGCUGUCCAGCUAUGGCUGGUACAUCCUCUUGGCCGCGGUCGCCAUCUAUCUCCUCGUCCAGAAGAUCUCCCAGAGCCUGGCGGCCAGGCCGAGCAGCCCGCCGGGAGUGGCUGACGCAGCUGUGGAACCUGAUGUGGUGGUAAGAAGGCAGGAAGCUUUGGCAGCAGCUCGCCUCAGGAUGCAAGAGGAGUUGAAUGCACAAGCAGAAAGAUACAAGGAAAAACAAAGACAGCUUGAAGAAGAGAAGCGAAGGCAGAAGAUAGCAAUGUGGGAAAGUAUGCAAGAAGGAAAAAGCUAUAAAGGAAACCUGAAACUGAAUCAGCAAGAAGUAGAAUCCGGUGCCUCCACCUCAUCAGCAGUCCCGAAAUCGAAGCCAAAUAAAAAGCCCUUGCGAGGAGGUGGCUAUAACCCCCUGUCUGGAGAAGGAGGUGGAACUUGUUCCUGGAGACCAGGCCGGAGAGGCCCCUCAGCAGGUGGAUGAGGCUAACCUCCCUAGUGUCCCACGUCACUAGCAGGCUUGAUCUUACCCACUGUCUAACUGCCUACAGAUCGCAUGUCACACUGACUCCUUCGGGAUGGGGUUUAGUGCAGGUGUUAACUUGAAAACAGAUCUACGCCAUUUCCAAACAGUAAUGCAAAAGCUGAUCCUACACAAGAAAAAGACCUGAUCCUCUUAGAGAGGAUGAAGAAAGAAACAAUUUGAGCGCAAUCAGUUAAUUUUCUCUCUUCCGUAGAGAGGAAGUGUAGUCUCCAGCCAAGGUGAAUCAGCUGGGACUGUGAGAUUUGGGUUCUGUGGCUGGCUAUUCGAAAGGCUGGCCUCAGGCAAAUUUAAUUAUCUGCGCUCAGUUUUCCUCUGUAAAAUGAGGAUAUUUGCCAUCCUCAGGCGUGUGUUACCAGAUUUACUGUGUUUGGCUGGAAGGUACUUUAGAGGGGAAGAAUAUUGUCAUCGGCACAUACCCUGAAUUAUAUACAGGAGGAGGAACUUUCA
Molecule: messenger RNA, 1011 nt
Organism: Egretta garzetta (little egret)
Lineage: Eukaryota; Metazoa; Chordata; Aves; Pelecaniformes; Ardeidae
Gene: SELENOS
Product: selenoprotein S
Exons: 5
Biological process (GO): retrograde protein transport, ER to cytosol; endoplasmic reticulum unfolded protein response
Cellular component (GO): Derlin-1 retrotranslocation complex; endoplasmic reticulum membrane; Derlin-1-VIMP complex
Source: RefSeq, a predicted model, not a curated record